This is a messenger RNA of Mercenaria mercenaria, 6763 nucleotides long. RefSeq names its product protein FAM76B-like. Lineage: Eukaryota; Metazoa; Mollusca; Bivalvia; Venerida; Veneridae. The transcript is spliced from 8 exons. The coding region runs from base 116 to 1414 and encodes 432 amino acids. The record is from RefSeq and is a predicted model, not a curated record.
AAUCUCAUCUCCGGCGUAACUUGAACUUCCGGUUUGAAAGUCAAACAAAAUUUCCGCAAAAAUUCUUUGCAUUUUCAUAUUUUUAAACGAAAGAAAGUGUUUUAAGAAAGAAGAAAUGGCUGCCUUGUUCGCCUGCACAAAGUGUCACAGCAGGCAUCCGUUUGAACAACUAUCCACUUCGGAACAACUUUGUAAAGGUUGCCGUAACUAUCAGCCAGUGGUCAAGUGUACAGCUUGCAGGGCAGAAUUUACUCCAGGAGAGAGGGGUGCUACAAAUCAGAACUGCAGACAUUGUACAUACAAUAUUAAGGUUCAUGGAGAGCCAGCAGUCUGCAGGUUUUGUAACCUUAUGGCAGCAUUUGUAGACAACAAAUGUCAACGAUGUACAGCAUAUGAGAAAAAAUUUGGUGCACCGCUACCCUGUGAACAGUGCAAAAUGAAGUGUGCUUUUGACAAGUCGGAGCGAUCCAAAGCUAAAAUGGAUGGCAAGACUCUCUGCUGGCUUUGUGCUCUGGCAUACAAACGGGUACUAGAAAAGGCAAAACAGCGUCAAGAACAAAAAAGACAGGGACUGAGGUCCAAUCCAAGUAGCUUUGAUAAACUUGACAAAUUAGACAAGUCAGACAAACUGGAAAAAGUAGAAAAUAUGAGUACGGGUAGCAACAGUCGAGAUAAGAUCUCACCGUUUGAAAAUGCUAGUAACUCUCAGCCUGCUAAAACUCCACAAAAAGACUCAAAAUCUCUGUUAAAUUUAUCUGUUGGAGAGAAAUCAACUCCACCCUCAUUUGCAUCUUCAUUCGAUUUCCUCCGUGAACAUAAGGAUGAGAAAAGUAAUGACUCAAUUGAUGUUGCAACAAAAGUCAAAGAAGAAGGUAGCAAAGACGGACAUCAUAAACAUCGUCACCAUCAUCAUCAUCAUCAUAAAUCAAAACAUCACCACCAUAAAAGAUCUCACAGUCCUCGUUCUCCCAGCAAGCGUCCUCGGCUAGAAAACAGUGACUCGAAUGGAAUGACUGGAACCCUGACACCAACUAAAAGUUCUGUGUUGGCAACAGAGAAAUCUCCUGUGGACCCUAACAGUUCCGAGCAUAUCAUAGCAAUCAACAGACUGCAGGAACAACUGGAUAACCUCAAAAAACAGCUCAGUCUUAAGGAUCAGCAGCUCCUAGAAAAGGAGAAAAAGAUGACGGAGGUGAAAGCUGCUCAAUAUGAGAGUGAUAAAAGUUUCAGGACCAAACUGAGUGAGCUCACCAAGAAGAACACUGAAGCUGUUGAAACUCUUCAGGCGAAGAAUCGAGAGUUGGAGAAGAAGAAUCGAGACCUGAGUAAACAAGUGACAUUGUUGUCCAAGGGCAAGAAAUCAAGCAGUGUCCUUAGCAACAGCCAGAACAAUAGUCCUAGUCUAAGUUCAUAGUGAAUCUAUCAAUAUGUAGCUGCAUAAUCUAGUUGUUAUCAUUGAUGUUAUAGAACUGACACUUCUGUUUAAGAUUUUUGUUUAUUUGAGCAAUAGAACAAGGGCCUUUUGUUGCUAGUUACAUCGUCAGGCAGUUAGAUUUUCAGAUUUAAGCAGUCAGGUCUUCAAGACUGCUGAUUCAUACUGGUUUACUUGUGUAUUGACAUGCUAAUAAAACUAAAUGUGGCUGCAUAUUUCUUUCAAUUGUAAAUGGAUUAUUUAUUGGUGUCUGGAAAAAAAAAUUCACAUAUAUAUUUAUGGGAGACUUUUUGUGGACUUUGUUUGUGUCAACUAAAGGUAUUAAAUCCCAGUGAAAUGAAAAAUAUUCCAAUAGAUUUUGAAGUCCACCAAUUUAAGAUCCUACAUAAGAGUGAUUUAAAAAAAAAAAUAUGCCAACAAAAUAAUUCCACAGUACAUAAUAUACAGCUAAGUAUGGCAUUUUUAUCACAAAGAAGAUAAUGGGAGAUAUUUUUACUUUAUAUGUCUACUUAAUCCAUUUGUCUUUGUCUUACAGAAUAGUGUCAUGCAUAACAACUUGUUUAAUAAUGACUUGUAUGAAAACACUAGUUGCUGUUGAGUUUACUGGAAAAAAGUAGAGCGUAUUUCCGAAAACUUAAAUAGAAGUGCGGCCUCCGUGGCCGAGUGGUUAAUGUUGCUGACUUCAAAUCACUUGCCCCUCAUCGAUGUGGGUUCAAGCCUCACUCGAGGCAUUGAAUUCUUUGUGAGGAAGCCAUCCAGCUGGCUAACAAAAGGUCAGUGGUUCUACCCAGGUGCCCGCUCGUGAUGAAAUAGUGCACGGAGGGACACCUGGGGUCUUCCUCCACCAUCAAAGCUGGAAAAGUCGCCAUAUGAUCUAUAAUUGUGUCGGUGCGACGUUAAACCCAACAAAAAAAUUAAAUAGAAGUGUUUAAAGUGAUUGUAAUGCUAACUGUUUGAUCCACAUAAUCUGUUACAGGGGUUUUCAUGAACUAUGGCUUUAUUUGCAAAAUCCAUAUAUAAACUACAAGCAUACUUCAUUUCAAAGGAUGGUACUAGCAACUUUGUUAAUUUUUAAAGGUAUACUGGACCCAAAUUUCAUAUUUGAAAAUAUGAACAAUGAUUAGAGUAGAGUAUGUAAACAUAAAAUUCAGCAGGUUUAUGUGUAUUACCAGUUUUAUGCAUGUUUAAAGUUGUACACACAAGCUGAUUAUAUUAUAAAUGUGUACUACCUCAAAAAAACAGGAAGGUUUUUGAUAAUCGGCUGAUACUGCAUGAUGUUUAAUUACGAAUGCAGCUCUUUAUAAAUGAUUUAUAAACAUAGUAAAAUUAAAUACAGUUUAUGAAGAUUUUCAACAUUUGAAGUAAAUAUCUUAAAGAUAGAUAUUUUAGCGGAAGAUGAGUAUUGGCUAUCUUUAAGAUGUCUUUGGUAAGUUUUUUGGCCAAAAAAUGUACUAUUCUACAUGUAAAAAUUGGGAAAAAAAACACAAUUCUGAUUUUCUUUUUUAUUGGAAAUGUUCUUUUCAGUUCACAGAAAAAGUCAUUGAAUUUUUUUAAUUUGUUCAUGUCAGAAAUGGCUGAAAUUUACAAAGGAAAAGGUACCCGUCAGAAUUAUUUUUGACAAUAAUUCUAAAACCAGUCAAGAUAUUUUACUUUUAAGUUUUUAUAACCACCCUCAGAAUUCUUUAGUAAGAUGUAUAUCACUGGUAUUGUUUUAUGUAUAAUAAAGAAAAACCUUGCAGAGAAGGUGGGUCAAACAGUAAUUGUACAUAUGUAUCUUGAAAGUGUUAGAAAUCUAUUGUUCUUGUCAAUUGUACAUGUGUUUUUGGUGCACAGCUGUUAGACGUUAUUGUUUCCUGUGUUAUAAUUGUGAAUCUAUAAUUAUUUUAAGUUUACCAGACAUUGUCAGUUUAGAUUCAGGAAAUGUUUAGUUGAUGUUCAAAUGCUUUUUUAAGUAAAUUGUGAAGUAUCACUGAUUUUUAACAGAAUUUUAAUUAUAAAGUAACAAAAACUGUUAUUGUUUCUCUUUAAAAUAGCUUUUUUAUGUGUUGAACACUUAUAUAUAUAUAUAUGUAACAGAGCCUUGCUCUAAGAAACUGAUAUAUUGAAUAUAAUUAGCUUGAAAAAAUAAUUUUUAUAACAAAUGUAUGACUCACAAAUGUUUGAAAAAUUGAUCAUUUAAUUAAACACAGUUUAAAGGCACUGACCUUCAUAUUUUGGCAAAAAAUGAUCUUUCUUUAAAAUUGAAGUUUAGUCAUGUUAUGAGCAUAAGAACAUGAGACUUCGUUUUUAAACUAUCUUAAAAUGCCUAAUCAAGAAAAAAAAAUACUCAAAUCGGGAAUUGAACACGGGCUGCCUCUGCAGUAAAAACUUUCAGACGUUCUUAACUAAUACACCACGAAGGAAUAUGCACUUAACAUCCAUUAAAUAUAAAGAUUUAUACUUAAUAAGGCAGUUUACCUCCGGUACCAUGUUAUAAACGCUUUUCAAUUUUAAAUAGAAGAAUUAAUAAGAGCAAUUAAUUCUCAUGUGACGUAUAAUCUGUAUGUAACUAAGUUUUAAAGCAAUAUAGCAAUAGUUCCCCAAUACCUUAAAAAUUCUGUUGUACUAUCUGGAGGUCAGUGCCUUUAAGAAAGAAGUGUAAAGAAUGGUUAAUUAACAAGAUUAUUUGUCAUUUUCUCUCUAAAUUCAUGUUUACUAAAAUACUUUUGAAGGUCCAUUGGAAAGUCAAAAUUCUUAGAAAGCUCAUACUUGCUCUGAUUUUGAAAUGAGCACUACCUCCUAUAUCUUUCCACCUAGCUAUUGAAUUCCUACAUUUGUCCACUAUUUUUAUAUUUUAUAGCAAUAUGCACCACUAUAAAAUUGUGCUUUUUAACUCUCAUAAUAGUUACUAAAAAUAUGAAUGCUUUUAUAAUGAAAACUGCCAUUGAAAUUUUAUGGUUCCUUUUAGGGUAUGCUAAUUUUACUAAUGCAUGUGUUAACAGUAACCAAAUGCCAAGCAUCAUAAUCAUCUCAUUCAUUCAAAAACACUUAACAUGUUUAUUGUAAAUACUUAGGUGCUUAACAUUGUAAUAGUAAAUCUUUUGAGUAACUGAAUGUAUAUAUAGAUUGAGACCCAUAUAUCAUAAAGAUUAAUACCUAUUUAUAUAGUAUUUUGCUUACUUGUAUAGGUGUAAGUAGGCAGUGUGUUCCAUAACUCCUCCAAUUCAUGUCACCAUAUUCUGGUGGUUUUUCAAAAUGGCAUAAUCCAAUAUUAUUAUUUUAAGCAGUUAAGAAAAAAAAUUGGAUGACAUGCAUAUGUUGGGCAUUUUCUAUGACAUUCAUUCAUCCCCAUAGUAUAAUAUCAAAAGUAUUGUUCCCAUACAAUCAUUCUGUUACAUUUCUGUACAGACACAUACAGAAAUACUCAUUUUGUAUGUCAUUUUUGUUGUUGAAGUCAUUGUGUAUGAACAAGAUGUAUUGUUUCAACAUAAGAAUACAGCGAGAACACGGAGUCCAACAGAUACCUUAAAAAUUCACAUUCUGCUUGCAGUCAUAUAUGUACAGUCAGUCAGAAUUGUCACUUUAGUUACACAGAUGCAUCAUAAAUAUUAGGUUAACUGCCCGCCAUUACAUAAACUGAAGUACUGAAAAAAUGGCAUUAAACCGAAAACAAACAAAAUAAAUAUUGCUGAAUAGUUUGAAUACUAAGAAGAUGUCCUUUAAUAAAAAAAAAAAAAAUAAUAAAAAAGUUUUUCUAUUGAACAUCUUUUUCAGAAGAAAAAAAACAUAUUAAGAGAUUUUUUUAAGUGAGCACAAGUUUUGUCAACUUUGUUUAAAGUGAUCUUACUGUUAACAUUAAUAGUGUCUUCCUUUAGGAUUGAAAACUUACUAUGAAAGAGUGUUUCAGUAAGUUUCAUUUUUAGCUCAUCUGAUUUUUUGAAAAAAAAAUGAUGAGUUAUUGUCAUCACUUGAGCGGUUGUCGGCGUCUGCGUCGGCGUUGCCUGGUUAAGUUUUAUGUUUAGGUCAGCUUUUCUCCUAAACUAUCAAAGCUCUUGCUUUGAAACUUGGAAUACUUGUUCACCAUCAUAAGCUGACCCUGUAUAGCAAGAAACAUAACUCCAUCUUGCUUUUUGCAAGAUUUAUAGCCCCUUUUGUAAGAUUUAUAGCCCCUUUUGUACUUAGAAAAUAUCAGAUUUCUCGGUUAAGUUUUAUGUUUAGGUCAACUUUUCUCCUAAACUAUCAAAGCUAUUGCUUUGAAACUUGGAAUACUUGUUCACCAUCCUAAGCUGACCCUGUACAGCAAGAAACAUAACUCCAUCCUGCUUUUUGCAAGAUUUAUGGCCCCUUUUGGACUUAGAAAAUAUCAGAUUUCUUGGUUAAGUUUUAUGUUUAGGUCAACUUUUUCUCUUAAACUAUCAAAGCUAUUGCUUUGAAACUUGCAACACUUGUUCACCAUCAUAAGCUGACCCUGUACAGCAAGCAACAUAACUCCAUCCUGCUUUUUGCAAUAAUUAUUGCCCCUUUUGGACUUAGAAAAUCAUUUUCUUGCUAUUGCUUUAAAACUUGCAACAGUUUUUCACCAUCAUAAGUGGACACUGUACAUCAAGAAACAUAACUCUAUCCUGCUUUUUGCAAGAAUGAUGGCCCUUUUUAGACUUCAUGGGUAGGACAAUAUUUCUAUUAUAUAAAAAAAUCAGAUGAGCGUCAGCACCUGCAAGGCGGUGCUCUUGUUAAUAAAGAAUGUCAAUAAUUCUGUUGAGUUACAUAGAAUGAUGGUUUUGUUUUGAAAAGUAAUUAACUACUACAAAUAGUAUAGACAAAUCAGGAAUUCAUUAUUUCAUUCAUUUGUCAUAUAACGAAUUUUGUGUUCAUGAAUUCUUUAUUUUUCUGUGUGACUGCAGCAAGGUGUUUUUCUAUACUCUGUACUAAAUAGUCAUUCCUUCACUUCAUUUAAAUAUCUACAGUUACAGCAUAUUGCUUAUAUCUCUUAUAUGGCUGUAUGGUAUACUUGUACAAGUACAUUUGUAUACAGACAAGAUGUCAGGAAGCUAAUGUGUCUGAAAAAUUCUUGGUGUAAAAUCUGAAGUACCUUCCUUUAUUUAAUUUACUUAUUACAUGCUAAAUCCUUGAAAAGGAUUCUAUUAUAACUUCACACAAUUACAAAAGACCAUUGAGAGAAAGAACUGUGUACAAGAACCAUAACUCUAUUUUGCUUACUUUUUGAAUUACCUCCGUUUAAUUUACUUGUCCAAGGUAUAACUCUGGAAGUGCUGAAGGGAUUUUAUGGACACUGCAUACAACGAUGGAGGACAUUGUGAGGAAGUGGAUUGUACAAUAAAUAAACCUCCUCUA